GAUCCUUGGUCGCUACCUGCUGCCUCUCCCGAUCAAUCCACCUCCAUACCGUGACUAGAGUUUGCUCUUACUGUGUUCUGCAGAUCUCUCUUGCGCACCCAUAAUAACAUACUUCCACCAUGAGUUGGAAAGGCCUGACCAAGAGCGUUACCCGAGCGCCACAAACCUUCAAGCAAAGGUUCAAUCUUGGCGAGAUCACCAAAGACCCUAUCUAUACAGAUGCCGAACGACGCUUCCAGGAGCUGGAGAAGGAGACAAAGAAGCUUCAUGAUGAAUCAAAGAAGUACUUUGAGGCCAUAAAUGGCAUGCUCACACACCAAAUCGAGUUCUCAAAAGCAAUUGCCGAGAUCUAUAGGCCAAUAUCCGGCCGCAUGUCCGAUCCCGACUCGUUUCACGAUGAAGGCAACGCAGCCGGCAUAGAAGCUUGCGAGCAAUACCAGGCUGUGGUUCAAGAAUUGCAGGAGACGCUCAAACCCGAGCUUGAAAUGAUAGAGACUCGUGUCAUCCGACCUGCCGAUGAGCUCCUAAUAAUCGUAAAAGCCGUGCGCAAGAUUGCCGCUAAGCGCGAUCACAAGCAACUCGACUACGAUAGGCACCGCGCCGCAUACAAGAAGAUUGAAGAGAAGAAAGAUAAGACAUUGAAGGAUGAGAAGGCCAUGUAUAAGGCCGAGAAUGAUUUGGAGCAGGCCACACAAGACUUCAACUAUUUCAAUGAUCUACUCAAGGACGAGUUACCGAAGCUCUUCGCAUUGGAAAGAGAGUUCAUCAAGCCCCUGUUCCAAUCGUUCUACUACAUGCAGCUGAACGUGUUUUACACAUUACAUGAGCGCAUGCAACGGCUGGACAUUGGUUACUUUGAUCUGACCCUGGAUAUUGAGGCGGCCUAUCUCAAGAAGCGCGGGGAUACCCAGGAAGAGGCAGAAAAGAUAUCCAUCGUCAAGUUCAAGACUACCGGUGGUCCUCGCGUAGCAGGGGCGAGGCCAGGCCAGUCCAAGUACGCAACAAAGGCCCUGGAAGCCAAAGCUGGUCGAAGUUCGUUAUCCGAAGAGACGGAAGCACCACCACCAUACAGUCCUGGACCUUCAGCGGCUGCCACCGGCGAUAUCAAGUCUCCUGCAUUGUCAUCAGGCUCAUGGGGUUCUGCUGCCAAAGCCAAGGGUGCAGCGCCUCCACCUCCAAAACCUAAGCCCUCGCGUCUCAGUGGGGCACCCGCUGCUGAGACCGUCACAGCCCUAUACGAUUAUGAAGCCCAAGCUGAGGGUGACUUGAGUUUCUUGACUGGUGACAUCAUCGAGAUUGUUUCCCGUACACAAAACGACAAUGAAUGGUGGAUUGGCAAAGUGCGGGGGAAGCAAGGACAGUUUCCAGGAAACUACGUUAAACUGAACCAUUAGUCGAGGCUCAGUCCGCCUCCUCGUACCUUGCGAUUGUGGGGUAACACUUGUUGAGGCAUAUUUUCAUGGCGCUUCAGGUUUCUUGUUCAAUACCAUUGUGUUAGAUUUGAGCAUUCUGCUGUAUAACGCAUCUCUCAAUGAUAGUCUUUUUUCAUCCAAGUGGAAUUGAGUUGUUGAUCGAAAAAUAUCACUAGCCACUCCAUGUCACGUACUGGAC
Messenger RNA from Bipolaris sorokiniana ND90Pr, 1611 nucleotides. RefSeq lists its product as uncharacterized. Gene Ontology annotation, biological process: endocytosis; plasma membrane tubulation; actin cortical patch localization. The transcript has 6 exons. The record is from RefSeq and is a predicted model, not a curated record. Bases 120 to 1394 code for a protein of 424 amino acids. Gene Ontology annotation, cellular component: actin cortical patch; mating projection tip; Rvs161p-Rvs167p complex. Gene Ontology annotation, molecular function: lipid binding; protein binding. Lineage: Eukaryota; Fungi; Ascomycota; Dothideomycetes; Pleosporales; Pleosporaceae.